CAUAGGGUUUGAACACCAGCGACCGCGCAGGACUAAAGCAUUAGCUAUACGUUUUACGAUUUCUUGCCAAUUUACGCGUCAGGUCAACAGUUUUUACUUACCAACUUUGUAUUGUUCUUUCAAGCGCGCGGAUUGAUCCAAAGGUGAGAAUUCUAAAGGCCUUUGCGCAUUUUACGUGAAGAUGCUAGUUAGCCAUCGGCUACCCCACUGAACGAUUCAUGCAAAUAAACAAACCAUGAUAUCUACAUCUAAUUAUCAAUUUAUAGGCACAUGCGUCGACGGUGUAUCUUAUGUUAAUCAUAAGACUGAGUCUUCAAGCGCGUUUACAAUGCCAGCUAGCUAAAGCAUUUGUGUAAGGUGUACAAAUGUUGCAUUUAUGCAAGAGUGCGUAUGUGUUGUUUAUGCCUUUCCAACACGUUUAUAACAAUUUAGACUUUGAAAAGGCAUUUUCUAAGAAAUGCCAAUUCAUUAAGCGAUUUUUUUUUUUUUUUUUUACUUUUUGCUGGACUCGACAAUGCUGAAUGCUACAUUUAUGCACCAUCAUUUCUAAAAUCGAAAGUACCUGGUGUCAGGUCACAUGUUGAGAGCAAUCGAACACGUUCUCACAGUAGUAUGUAUUUUUGUUUUUCUGUCAAACUUACAGAUGCUUUACUUUUAGGGAUAGUUCAUCCAAAAAUUUUAUUUAUCUCAUAAUUUACUCACCAUCAUGCCAUCCCAGAUGUUUAAGGCUUUCUUUGUUCCGCUGAACACAAAUGAAGAUUUUUAGAAGAAUAUCUCAGCUCUUUAGGUCCAUACAAUGCAAGUAAAUGGGUACCCAACAUUUUCAGAAGCCAUAUAAGUGUGGGUGAGAAACGGAUCAAUAUGCAAGUCAUUUUUUUUUACUAUCAACUUUCAUGUUCUUCUUUUGUUUUUGGCGAUUCACUUUAUUCGUGCAUAUCGCCACCUACUGGACAGGGAGGAUAAUUUAUUGCAAAAAGGAUUUAAAUAUAGAUUUAUAUAUAUAUAUAUAUAAUGCGCGGGGGCGUGAUCAUACACACCCGGUCCUGUAUUAGGCUAAUUAAGCCUCUGAGAGGGAUAAAGGUCAACUGCAGAGGAUCGUGCGGGAGAGAGAGAUGAAAAAAAAAAAACUCUUACUCGCCAGUUCUCCGAUCCGCCGUAGCUUGUUCCUCGGCCACUCCUCCACCCUCUAUCGGACGACAGUGUAGGAUCACGACCCGGCCCCGCCCCCCGCCCUGCCACAAUAUAAAAAUAUGAUAUUGCUUCAGAAGACUUGGAGUUAACCACUGGAGUUUAUGUGCAUUUUGGAGCAAAAUUUUGGUACCCAUUCAGUUGCAUUGUAUGGACCUACAGAGCUGAGAUUAGUCUUCUGAAAUAUCUUUGUGUUCAGCAGAAGAUAGAAACAUCUAAGAUGGCAUGAGGGUGAGUAAAUGAUGAGAGAAUUAUUUUCUCUGCAUUUUUAGGUGAACAAUACCUUUUAAGCAUCUCAUUUGCUGCAGACAGAAUUGAGAAAAGUGACUUUCUAAGAAAUUGUUGUUUGUUGCUGAUUUGUUUCCUCUUCGUUCUUUUUAACUGAUUGUGAAUAAGAUGGAUCUCCAGAAAAUUAUCCAUGGUGCACUAUAUGACUUCAUUUUAUCAUAUAUACCUCACAUGGAUCUGAGUACACUAGAUGAUGUGAUUAUGUCUUACAUCACUGGAGUGCUGGAAGAUUUGGGAUCUCAAGAAAAUGUGGAGGAGAACUUUGAUGUAGAGGUGUUUGUUGAAAUGCUUGAGGCUUACAUCCCUGGUUUUUCCGAUAUUGACAGUGUCAAAGUUUGCGAGAUGAUGUUUAAUUUGGCAUCAAAGUUGGCCUCUGCACGGCACACAGAAUGUGGAGAUAUAAAAUUAGAAGAGAGUACAUUUCCCCUCUCCGAAAGUUCUGCCUUAACUCACAGAGACUUGGGAGCAAAGACACACAACCUUACAUCACAAGCAGAGGGAGCCACAGCUAAGGUGAGUGAAUCUGCAUGGGAUAACCAGGAGCAACUACUCCUUGAGAUGUUCCCUAAGUGCAGUGUGACAGAGGCAAGAAGUGCAUUGUCUAUUGCUAAAGGAGACAUGGAGGAAGCUGUUUGCCUCAUUAUUGAGGGUGAUGUCCAGCUUAAGUGCCCUCCAUCACUCAGCGCAUGUCAAGGGAAGACCAUAUCUGCAGAAGUUGAUAAGAAACUUAAAGCAAACAUUUUAGAAAAGUACAUGCUGGUUGAUAGUGAAGAAGAUAAAAAAGUACACAGACCACUCACUCCAAAAGAUGCUCCUAAGAAACUGGUGCGCUACCACGGCAGUCAGGUGGUCACCACAAAGGGAGAGCGCUACCAUCUUCUCAAGAAAGAAGAAACGGAAGAUAUGAAAAAGACCUACGUUAGUCUCAAGCCAGCACGCAAAUAUCGCUUUCAUUGAGGAAAAGCAUAUUGUUG
Xyrauchen texanus (razorback sucker) is the source of this 2450-nucleotide messenger RNA. RefSeq names its product CUE domain containing 2 (gene cuedc2). The coding region runs from base 1585 to 2433 and encodes 282 amino acids. The record is from RefSeq and is a predicted model, not a curated record. The transcript has 8 exons. Lineage: Eukaryota; Metazoa; Chordata; Actinopteri; Cypriniformes; Catostomidae.